GGAGCAGGUUCGAGGAGCUACAUGACUUACUCUUUCCAUUAAUUCCAAUGAUUAAGUCAUCUGGAAUCUUCCUGUUUUCAUUUUUAUUGAAGAUGGGUGAUUAAUCUGCUGUCAGUAUUAGAUAGCCAUUGGUCAUUUAAGAAUGCUAUACUUUAUGUUUUUAACCCAUUCUAGUCAGUUUUCCCUCAGGAAAUGAAAGAAGCAAAAGUCUUGAUAUAAGGUCAUGUAAAUACCUUCUCGGCAAUGCCUGUGAGGUUGGCAACCCAAUAAGUUGUAUAGUGAAUCAUGCCCUACAAUGCACCUCCUCACUGCCACAAUCUACACUCUCUUCCCUAAUCACUACCUUACUCCCUUAACCACUCUCAUCAUGGUCUCUCACCUCCCCAGCUUCACUUUCCCUCUAAUUCCCAACCUCUGUAUUCCAUUCUCCCUCAGGCAACAGUUAGCCAGCCUAAAAAGAAAUGGCAAAACCACAGGAAACUUUGAAGUUUCCUUUCUCAAACCCUACCCCAUGUGGAAUCCCUGUGAUUGGAUCAAGGCUACAGAAUAGUAUGAAUACACUAAACGGUUUGUAAUACAAUCAUAUUUGGUGUCAGGUUUGAAUUCCCCUGUAAUUCUAAAGUAAACACUUUUUAUUUUUAGUUUGUACCACAUACCAACAUCUGUGCAUUGAGUAAAAUAAUUCUAAGCAUUAUUUUUGUUGGAAACUUGCUAAUUCAAUAACUAAAUCAUUUCCAUUGUCCAUUUCAUUCAGCAUGUUAAAGAUGUGGAAAGAAAACAGACCUUGGGGAUUGGUUGUCUGUGUUACAAGCCAUCCAGUUUUAAUUUCCAGUGACAUGUUGAUGAUUGUGUGGAUAUCAUUGGGGGUCACAAUGUUGCAAAUAACUCAAGACUUUACAUGGCAUCUAUUCAAUUUAAAAAGGAACAUGUAUGUGGGGGAGCGCUAAUUAAACCUCAGUGGGUAUUGACUGCAGCACACUGCAAAAACAUAACAGUAGCAGAAACAGAAGUGGUUGUUGGAUCUCAUUCACUUUCCAAGCAAAAAAACAAACAGACAAUAAAGCUGAAGAAGAUGUUUCCACACCCAAACUUCACGUGGGAAACUUUUGGAUAUGACAUUAUGCUGCUUCAGUUGAAGAAUAAAGCCAUUCUAAACAAGUCUGUCUCAACUCUAAAGCUACCUAAAUCAACUAAAGGGGUCAAACCUGGAACCAAAUGCAGUGUCGCAGGAUGGGGAGCAACUGCAACUGAAUUGUAUUCUGAUACUUUACAGGAAGCUAACUUAACUGUCCUGAAAACAGAAAUUUGCAAGAAAAUAUAUUUACUUAAUGUAACAAAUGACAUGAUAUGUGCACUUGGUAAAGAUUCCAAACAGGAUGUAUGUAUGCGUGAUUCCGGUGGUCCGUUAAUAUGUAAGAAGAAGUGGUCUCGUCAAAACGUGUACAGUGGCAUCGUUUCGUUUGGAAGUCCCUGCAAGGAUAACAUCAAACCUGGUGUUUACACUCAUUUAUCAAACAACUAUCUCUCAUGGAUCAACAAAGACUGGGAAACAAGAAAGCUAACUUUAAAAUGAAACACCAAACUACACAUACAUGGGAAGGAAGAUACUGAUUGUUUGCAUGAUUAGCCUCGGACUCGGUAUGUGGACACUGGGGCAUUGCUGUGGAAAAUGCAUGGAUCGGCAAUCUCCAUCAACCUGUCUCAAUGAAGAAGGUGCAAUGUAUGCAGAAACUCCUUUUGUUUAGGCAGAGGUGAGUGACUUUUGUGGUGUAGUGGUAGUGUCGCUAUCACUGAGUCAGGAGUCAAGUCCCAUCUGCUCCAUACCGUUACACAUCUGGACAGGUUGAUUUGGAAAAUUUCUACUCAGAGCAGUCUUGUAUGAAUACAACAAACUUUGUGUUAACUGGCACUCUUGAUAAACCACCAAAAAUUAUAUACUUCAAAUAUCUCAAAGUUUACAGUAUUAUUCUGUCGAAUUAUUAGUUUUUAGGGUGAGA
Messenger RNA from Chiloscyllium plagiosum (whitespotted bambooshark), 1997 nucleotides. NCBI's taxonomy places the organism in Eukaryota, Metazoa, Chordata, Chondrichthyes, Orectolobiformes, Hemiscylliidae. The record is from RefSeq and is a predicted model, not a curated record.